UUCAUAAAUAGUGAUAGUACGUAAAUUUCGUGAACGCAUGCUGUCGCCAUAUUUGCAGAUUUUUGUGUGUGAUGUUGCCGAUUUUAACGAAGUUCAUUGGAAGUUAAGGAGUCUUGUGAGAAUUCCUUAUCCGGGAUAAUGUCAAGUGACCACCGCAACUUCACCAGUGGCGUGGAUAAAUGCAGUUGAGUCGUACCCACCAGGGGAAAACCAGUAAAUCAAGUGCGUGGCCCCUACAAAAGAACUUAGUAGAUAAAGCAGCUACUUGUCCAGCAGUGUAAAGCAGCUUAUGUCAAGAUCUAAGAAUUCUUUUUGAAGAUUUCUUCAGUCCGGUGUUGAAGUUAAAGAUCUGGCUGAGUGCGGACAAUUGAUUCAUCAUGACGAUCAUUCUGCGAUUACAGCAACUGCCAUGGUCGGCAACGUCCAUGGACAUCCGGCGCUACUUCACCGGAUUGAGCAUCCCCGAUGGAGGAGUCCACAUAGUCGGUGGGGAAAAUGGAGACGUUUUCAUUGCAUUCUCAUCUGAUGAGGACGCCCGUAGAGCAAUGCAGAUACAGGACAGGCCACUCUGUGGUAACAAGAUUGUCCUGAUGCUGAGCAGUAAAAAUGAGAUGCAGGAGGUGAUUGCUCGAAAUAGAGCGGUGUCUCAAACCAAGUCAGAUCCGUUCCAGCAAGAUAGCCCCGGUCAGAGCCCAGGCCCUUCCAGUCAGCCGUUGAUCACCCCUGGGGGAGAUUCUCUCGAUCAAAACAGAGAUUAUGAGGGGUUCAAAGAUCCGAAGAAUCAGCAUCCCAGUGCCCAGUUUGAACCCAAAGGUCGAAAAAAGCCUCUACUGCCCAGUGAAGAUGCUCGAGUUCCCGGCCUUCCUCCUCGGAGACCAGGUGGAGAUAAAUCUUUACUUGGAAUGCCUCCAUACAGCAACCAACAUGCUGACCCAGCUCUUGGGAGACAACCUCCUGGUUUUAGCUCUGACCCUCCGAUAGUUGGGAGACGUGAUGAAGGGUAUCCAGAUUUCAGGAGAGAGGGUGAGCUGGAAAACAGGCCACCCGGUGGUCCUGGAUCACAUAAUGUCGGUCCUUUUGGUGCUGGGAAAGAAAGACAUUUCGGGGAGCAGUCAAUGGGACAUUCCUUCAGAGGCCAUGACGUAUUUCCAAAGCAUCACCCUGGUCAAAUUCCAAGUGAUAUGGAUUCACGAAUUCCAUCUGGUAGAAGACCACCUCUUCUUGAACAUGAACCGGGCAGACCUGAUGGGAGACCGCCGUUCGGGCCUCACAGUGAUCGUAGAGAAGGCUUGCUUGAUGACCCUCAGAGCAAGCGAUUCAAAAGAGGAUCAGAACAUGAUCAAGCAGCUCUAUUCGGAAAAGGUCCAUUGCAUCCAGAAAAAGAGAACUUUGGAAAGCCAAAUGUACCAGGCAGGUUUGAUGAAGGUAAACAUUGGGAUAGGCCAUUUGCAGAACCCCAGUCAGGAUUUCCAAAGGCCCAUAAGGAUUCAGAAGGAUUCCCAAGUAACAAUGGACGUGGAGCUGCCAAAGGAGGAACUGAAAGAGGGUCUAUGCGUAGGAGCCGCUUUGAGCCUGAAGGACAAUGGGAUCAAAAGGGAGCAGGAAUGGCGGAGGAAACGGGCAGAUUUAAAGGGGAUCCGUUUGGUCUGAAUGAAGGUUUUGAUGAUCCAAAAGUGCCACCUAGUGCUACAAGAGAUCACUCAAGCGAACGGGGUGGCCUAGAUAUAGGAAGGAGGGGACCGGUACUACAGCAAAUGGGUCCAGAAGGGUACAGGAAAGGAGAUGAACCAUUUGCUGCUAGUAACAGGAAUCGAAAUCAGCACAUGGAUGACCGAAUGGUUCCAGGAGAUCAAAGAGGACCAGAACGCAUGGGGAGAGGAGAGCGCAGCAGUCCAGGAGAACAGAGAGGUCCUAGAGAUGAACGCAGAGGAAGAGGAGAUCAUAUGAGCUUUGAUGAACACAGAGGACCAGGGGAGCACAGGCAUCCUGGAGAUCGUAUGGGUUUAGAUGGACUAGGACGUCCAGGAGAGAGAAGGGGUCCCAGCCAUCUUGGUCCAGAGGAAAGCAGAGUUGUAGGGCAGCAAAGGGGUUCAGAUGGUCCUUUUGACCGCAUGGGUCUGGGUAAUCGCAUGGGUCCUGGAGAUGACAUGGGUCCUAGAGAUGGCAUGGGUCCUAGAGGAGGCAUGGGUCCUGGAGAAAGCAUGGGUCCUAGAGAUCACAUGGGUCCUAGAGAUCGUAUGGGUCCUGAGCAUGAAAUGGGUCCAGGAGUUCGUAGGGGUCCUGAUGGACAUGGUGGUCUUGGAGAUCGUAUGGGUCCAAGGGAUCAUGCUGAUCCAGGGAAUCGCAGAGGUUCUGUUGAGCACAUGGGUCCUGGAAAUCGCAUGGUUCCUGGAGAUCGCAUGGGUUCUGGAGAUCGCAUGGGUCCUGGAAAUCGCAUGGGUCCUGGAGAUCACAUGGGUCCUGGAGAUCGCAUGUGUCCUGGAGAUCGUAUGGGUCAUGAAGAUCGCAUGGGACCAAAAAAUCAUAGGAGACAGGAUGAUCGCAGUGAGCCCAUUGGUCCGAGAGAUCGCUUUGGUCCAGGUGAUCGCUUUGGUCCAGGUGAUCGCUUUGGUCCCGAUGAGCCUUUUGGUCCAGGUGAACAUUUUGGUCCGGUUGAUCGAAUGAGUUUGAAUGAUCCCAUGGGUGAACACAUUGAUCGCAGGGGCCCAGGCGGACGUAUGGAAGACCAAUUUGUUCCAAGUAAUCGGUUUGGAAUGGAGGAAGAUUUUGGUCCAGGUAAACGUAUGGGUCCAGAUGGCCCUAAAGGAAUUGGCUCUCGCUUUGGUCCAGAAGGAAGAUUUGGACCACCAUCUGAUCGGGGUCCUCAAGAUGAUGUGGAACAACCAGAUCUAUGGAGUUUGAGGGAUCCCCGUGAUAGAAGAGAACUGAAAGAUCGUCCAAGUGACCAUUUUGAUCCAAGAGGGACAAUGGGGUAUGAAGGAGACCAGUGGGAGAAAAGAGAUAGAAGACCUGCCCUUUUAGGUGAUAAAGGACUACUUGAGGUAGAAGGUCGGCCGAGUCCAAGAGGUCCCACAGAAUUUGGUCCAGAUGUUGGCAUAAGAUCAGACAGUCGGAUGAGCCCAGGAGAGAUGGCUAGAGAGGACCCCUUGAUUCCUGAAAGGUCACACAGAGAUCAGCAUGGUCCAAAUAACAGGAUGAUGCCAGGCGACUACAUGGGAUCAAGAGAAGUUCCGAGUUUCCGUCAUGAAAGUCAUUUGGGCUCAAGUAGUCCAGGAAUGCAUGAAGAAAAAGCAAGGGACAGUGAUAUGAGAAGAGGUCCCGGAGCACGCCAUCUUCUUGAGGGUCCUUCAACACACGGAAACGUCUCUGCUAAACAUUCUGAUUCCAGAAAAAAAUCCAGUGCUCCUGCUUUUGUGCGUGUUACAGGCAUGCCAUUUGAUGUAACUGCAGAAGACAUAGUUACAUUUUUUGAUGGCUUGCGUAUUGCUGAGAAUGGCAUCCGUUUGACUUUGGAUAGCUCUCGUAACAAACCAAAUGGCAAUGCCUACAUCAAGUUUGUCAGUGAGGAAGAUGCAUCAAAAGCCUGCAAGCUCAGCAUGAAAUACAUGGGGAAAAGAUACAUUGAGGUAAAACCAUGUCGGAAGGAAGACUGGGAUAGUUCACAAAAAUUUUCUGUCCCACCUGCUGAGUAUCCAUUGGAGGUUCCAAAACACAGUCGUAGAUCUCGAUCCCGCUCACCUAUUCGUUCCACCUGUGUUGAGUUGCGGGGCCUACCACACCAUGCAGACAUCCAACACAUCAAAGACUUUUUCUAUGGUUUAGAUGCUGCCAAUGAUAAAAUAUACAUUGUACAGGGCGAUGAUGGUCGUUCAACUGGUAUUGGUUAUGUCGAAUUCCCAGAUAAUGUGACAUUUGAGAAGGCAUUAAGAAAAAAUGAAAGUUAUAUUGGAAGAAAUAUGGUCGAAAUAAAGCCAAUAUUCAAAGAAGUCAUGAAUGUACGCAUUGUUGAAAAUACGAAGCGCAUCCAAGAUAGACAAGCAGGCAGUAGAUCAUCAUCCAGCACAAAAGAAAAGAGCACAGGAUCAAGAGGAUCAUCCUCGAAAGACGUCAAAACUUCUGGGUCUAAAGAUCGCAAUGCAAGAGAAUCCAGCUCAAGAAGUUCAAGGGAUCAAGAUUCUCGGCAAUCAUCUAGACAUAAUAGAGAUAGCCAAAGAACCAGUGACCGGGAGUCAAGAUCAGGCGACUCUCAGCGAUCUGCCUCCAAGAGCAGAGACCCACCUAAAGAUGCCAGCUCACGAUCAUCAGAUUCCCAUAGUCGUUAUGCAGGAGAUUCAAGUUCACAGAAGCGAGACACUGAGUCUAAAGAUCAAGAUAACAGACGACCAGGACUCGGAUCCAAGCAAACCCCAAAAGCUACUGAAUUAAAACGCCCAGAGAACACCUCAAAAGAUGUUACGCCAAGGUCUCAGCAGGAUUUACAGUCCCACCCAAAUAAAACAGGGAAAUCUCCAAGGGAUGUACCGCAAAGGGAUACAGCCCCAAAAGAUGCACCCCCAAGAGAUGCACCUCCAAGGGAUGCACCCGCUAGAGGUCUUAUCAAAGAAAUUCCCGAGCCUGUUCCAAAACUGCUGGCUCAAAAUCCAAGAGGUGUGGAGGAACGAAGGUCGCCCGGUCUUGAUGAAAAGUCUUGCAUCAGCAUGCGCAACAUGCCGUACAACACAUCCGAUGAAGAAAUCCACAACUUCUUUCAGGAUAUGGAAAUUCAACCCCUGAUGGUACACUUCUUGAUCACACCGGAUGGCAGGCCAAAUGGACAGGCUUAUGUCGAGAUGGCAACUGUUGCCGAUGCUCAUAAAGCAACCAGUAAGACCAAUGCCCGCAUCCAGGAUCGCAACAUCGUCAUGAGCGUCAUCACAAAAGGGUUCAUGAAGAAUUGCCUUGCUCAAGGCAAACCACCUCAGCAAGCAGGACCUGGGCUUCUCAGCAUCCCUCGAGGACCACCAUUCCCUCAUGCCCCUGGAAUUCGUCCACCCAUGGAUUUAAGACAACCUCUCCUUGGUAACAAAGCACCUCCGUUUGGGAUGAGAAACAACUCAGGGCCUAUGAGAGGCCCACGACUCCCUCCUGUUGAGGUACUUAUAGCUCGUGGAUGUGUUGUGGAAACUAGUAACCUGCCAUUUGACAUUCCCAUACCAGCUAUAAUUGAUUUCUUCGGCAAUCACAAUGUUGUGCCGGAGACUGUGAGGCUGAAGACCAACGAACAUGGGCGGUUCAGUGGAGAAGCCAGGGUAGCCUUCCGUACUGCUGAAGAUGCCAACCGGGCGAUAGCAGAUCUGAACAAGAGUAUUCUGGGAGGCAGAGUUAUUCGCCUGCAUUUGAUGCAACCUAUGUGAGGCGUCACCCUGAUCCAUCACUCUUGAGGUGUCUCUGUCAGAUGUCCUUGAAACCAUGGCGACGGACGCAUCAGAUGAGCAUCUUAUGGAGUGAAGAAGUUGCUCUCAGUCACCAUCUUCAUUUAAUUCUUUUCAUUUGAUUUGAGGGUGGAUCCAAAAGGGGAUGGGUUGUAAGAAGAGAGUGUCAGUAUAUGACUUCAUUCUAAAUUAACCCAUUAGCACUUGUACUGCAUUGCAUUACAUUACAUUCCUUGAUGAAUACAAAAAUCUACGCAGCGCUGGGGCAGUUUGGGGCGGUACUGGGAGUACCAGGCAGGGCAGUUUGGGGUGGUACAGGGAGUAACAAGCAGGGUGGUUUGGGGCAGUACAGGGACUAAUGGGUUAUGCUUUUACAAAUAUUUGCAAGUAACACACCCUAGGAAAAAAUAACUGCUUAUAACAAUAAGGCUACAUUUACAUUUGCCUUUGAUAAAAACAGGCAUGCAACUUUGCCUUCGAUCCGCUGAUUUCUUCGUAUUUUACUUCUCAUGAAUGUCAUUACAAAUCGAAAAAUACAUGUACUGUACAAAGUCUUGUGUGAUUGGGACUCUGGAGUGUCCUUGCUCUUUCUAAACUCCCAGUUACAUGCCUGCAUAAAAUUGCACUUUCCUGAUUGUAAUCUUAGAUUAGAGAAGCCUAUGUGUUGGAAAAGUGGAGUCAGAUGAUCCUGAUUAAUUAUUAUUUCCACCAAACUGAUCAUAAAUACAGGAGGGAAAAAAACACAAGAUUUUGAAAAGUGUGUACUCUACAUGUAUAUAUACAGUCGAACACCUUUAUACAGGCAUGCAACUGGGAAAUCACC
Molecule: messenger RNA, 6234 nt
Organism: Patiria miniata (bat star)
Lineage: Eukaryota; Metazoa; Echinodermata; Asteroidea; Valvatida; Asterinidae
Product: collagen alpha-2(XI) chain-like
Exons: 4
Coding region: 378-5393 (1671 amino acids)
Biological process (GO): regulation of RNA splicing
Cellular component (GO): ribonucleoprotein complex; nucleoplasm
Molecular function (GO): RNA binding
Source: RefSeq, a predicted model, not a curated record